This is a messenger RNA of Setaria italica (foxtail millet), 998 nucleotides long. RefSeq lists its product as uncharacterized. The transcript has 8 exons. The coding region runs from base 108 to 743 and encodes 211 amino acids. The record is from RefSeq and is a predicted model, not a curated record. NCBI's taxonomy places the organism in Eukaryota, Viridiplantae, Streptophyta, Magnoliopsida, Poales, Poaceae.
CAUCUUCACACCCCGCUUUUUCGGUUUUUCGCUCCCACAUCCCACCUCAUCUUUCGUCCCCCCAGCGGUGCCGCCGGCGACGACUCCCCGCGGCGGCGGAGGGAAGUAUGCCCCCCACCGGUGACGCUCGGAGCCCGGCUAAGCGGCCCCGUGACUCGGACGACUCCGGCUCCGACGGCGACUCCGAUUCGGACUGCGACGGGGGCCUCGUCAGCGACUUGAGGGAGAUCGUGUGCCUGCUGCGGCUCAUCAAGGGCGGGGCCAACAAGGACGGCCAGAAGAUGUGCCAGCAGAUCAUCGCCAGUGUGGCAGUGGAUAUUCAGACUAUGCUAGAAGAAACCCAGCUGAAAUUUGAGAAGGAAAGGCAGAAUUUGCUGGAAGUGCUGUCGAACAGUUCCAAAGAGCAGUGCGAGAAUUCACUGGAUGAAGAAUACAGCAAGUUCCAAGAAACAUAUGAUAUGUUUUGUAGAGAAAAGGAUGCACACAUGCAGACUUUCAGAGACUUGUUCUCCGAAGUUGAAGUUGAGAAGAAGAAAUUGCUUGAGCAAUACGAACAUCAUAAGAAGAUGGAGACCACCAUGUUAUCAGAACUUGACAAAACGUUCUCUGAGAAGAUAACGCAUGCAGAACUAUCUGUCAGAAGGAUGAAGAAGGAUGACAAGUCUUUUAUCAUCUUUCGCAAGUCUAUUGGCUCAUUUCUUGAGUGUGGCUCCGAUGAUGAUUUUGACAUCGAUGACGAGUGAAGCCUCUACACCUACAAUAGACAGUCCAUGAAACGGAAUUUCUUCAUUACUUCUUGGCCUUUGCUUUUUUCUGUGCAGAUUUAUUAUAUUUUCUUCAUUACUUCUUGCCCGUUGUAUUAGCUUCUUCCAGAUGAGGAUGUUGAAUCAACCUGAUCGUUGAGAUUCAGGAAGCACAGAAUAAAGUGCAAUUCUGGAUCUGGUCUGGAGCUUAAUGUAAAUAUACAGAUGGGAAAUGCAAUUGUGUUAUUUUUUUCU